Molecule: messenger RNA, 919 nt
Organism: Vitis riparia (riverbank grape)
Lineage: Eukaryota; Viridiplantae; Streptophyta; Magnoliopsida; Vitales; Vitaceae
Product: protein C2-DOMAIN ABA-RELATED 4-like
Exons: 3
Coding region: 132-629 (165 amino acids)
Source: RefSeq, a predicted model, not a curated record
AGAAGAGGGCAGGCCAAAGAAUCAAAUUCAUUUAGCCGCUGUGUUCAAAGGCAGGACUGCUCGGUAAUUUUUCUUCCUCCAGCCUCGUCCAAGUUUCCAACUCCUUCGGACGAUUAACGACGCUGUACUCGAUGGAGCACCUCCAUGGCCUGCUCAGAAUUCACGUCCUCAGAGGCGUCAAUCUCGCAAAGAGAGACGUUCUAAGCAGCGACCCCUACGUCAUUGUUCGAAUGGGCAAACAGAAACUGAAGACUCGCGUGGUGGAUAAGAAUGUAAAUCCCGAGUGGAAUGAAGAUUUAACUCUCUCUGUUGACGAUACAAAUCUUCCAGUCAAGAUUUUUGUGUAUGACAGAGACACAUUCAGUCUGGAUGACAAAAUGGGGGACGCAGAGUUUCAAAUCGGCCCCUUCGUAGAAGCGCUAAGGAUGGAGUUGAAUGGGCUUCCAAGUGGAACCAUAAUAACAAGAGUUCAACCCAACAGGGAAAAUUGCCUCGCAGAAGAGAGCUGCAUUAUCUGGACCGAAGGGAAGGUGGUCCAAAAUCUGGUUCUCAGGCUCAGAAAUGUCGAGAGUGGUGAAGUGGAACUCCAAUUACAGUGGAUUGAUAUUCCGGGCUCCAGGGGCUUAUAGAUAUUCACACACUCUCUCUCUAUCUUCUUGCUACUUUGUGUACAGACAAGGUUUGCAGAGUCUCACUAGUCAAGAGGCAAUCCAUAUAUGUGUUUCUAAGCUGUGUGACCUCUUUUAGCUACAAGCUGUUUAUAUUUUUGUUCACUUUUCUUUAAAUCAUAUUAUACUAUAAUGUCAUGUGGGUUUUAUCUUUCCAAUAUGAAAUUAGUGUAUGAUGAGGGUUGGGGAUUCAUCUGCAGCCACUUAAUGUACCAUUUGUAUUAUUAUUACCCAAAAAGAGGAAGUCAAGA